UUAUUCGCCUCUCAACAAUACAAAUACACUCACCCGAAACAAAAAUUACAAAUUACCGAGUUGCCGAAUCGCUAUCCAUAAAACAAAACCACUAAAGUGCUAAAAUAAAACUAAUCUCCGUAAAAAUAAUAAAAAAAACGCGCUGUGAAACUAAAAUUUAUCAUCUCAGUGAAUAUUUUUUUUUUAAAACCAAAGUUCUGACUCACGUAGUACAUCGACAUUUAGAAGUCAGCCAUCUUGCGAUCCUAAUCAAAGAUCUUUUGCUAGCGGGUUUCGUUGUCUGGUUUUUCGGCCAGUUAAAUAUCAACACACACUUCAUCAGAUGGCUUUAAAACGAAUUAAUAAGGAACUUCAAGAUCUUGGAAGAGAUCCACCUGCACAAUGCUCCGCUGGCCCUGUAGGAGAAGAUUUAUUCCACUGGCAGGCGACUAUAAUGGGACCACCUGACAGUCCGUAUCAAGGAGGUGUAUUUUUUCUUACAAUUCACUUUCCCACAGAUUAUCCAUUCAAACCACCUAAGGUAGCAUUCACGACCAGAAUUUAUCAUCCAAAUAUAAACAGUAACGGUAGUAUUUGCUUGGAUAUUUUGAGAUCGCAGUGGUCUCCAGCACUUACUAUUUCAAAAGUCUUACUAUCAAUAUGCUCUCUGCUGUGCGAUCCAAAUCCCGAUGACCCGUUGGUCCCAGAAAUAGCGAGGAUAUACAAAACUGAUCGAGAGAAAUACAACGAAUUGGCACGUGAAUGGACGCGCAAGUAUGCCAUGUGAUGCGUCAAUUUCUGUUGAUUUCAAUGAAAAAAAAAAAAAAAAAAAACAGCAACAACAAACAAAAAUAAAAAAAAAAAUAAACACCACCACCAACGAGCAGCCCUCAGCCUAAUGCCACUUAUCUCGUUCAGCACCGAUUAAAACUAGCAAUCGCUCGUUACAAUUAUGAUGAUGACGAUAAUGGUAAUUUUAUAAGUUGUGCCGCAAUUAAUGCUCGCAGACGCAUACGCUCAGGUCAUAAAAAAUCAAUAAAAAUAAAAAAAAAAAAAAUAAGUAAUGUUAAUUAAUAAUCUUCAAAGCAACCACGUGAUUAUCCACGCUAAAAUAAUUUAUCUCAUCACAUUCUGGUCAAUAUAUUAGCCUGCGAGUUAUUUUUAUUUAUACAUUUUUUUUUUUUUCGUUUUUAAAACGGGACAACACUAGGCUACUCGAGGCACUUUACAAGGUGGCUACACUUACACUAAACACGUUUAAAAUACAAUCUAAAUAAUUUGAAAAAAAAAAAAAAAAAAAAAAGAAAGAUAAAAAAAAUAAAUGUCCGCUUUGAUUUUUCAUAAUAAAAUAAAACAACAAAACUAAAACUAUAGGUGUGAAAGUAGGAUUUGUAUUUGAAUUAGUUUAAUUUUCAAUGAAUAUGUGCUUAUAUAUAAAUAUUAAUUAAUUAAUUGUAAUUAUUGAUAAUAAUAUUAUUAAUAACUACCUACUUUCUCAGUGACUACGAAUUGGUAACAUCACAUCGGUUGUUAGUUUUUUAAAAUUAUAAUAUUCGAUACUGAGCGUUACCCGUCCCUGGGAACAAUGCGGUUACUUUUUUGUAAGACUGGGCUCUAUAAAUAAUAUUACUUCAAUACCUAUUCCGUUUUGUUUCAUUAUUAUUACUAUUAUUAAUUAUUAAUUAUUACUCUUGAUAAAAAGAAAAGAUAAAUAAUAAAUAUGUCACCUGUACUCGUUUUUAGUUUUAAAUUUAUUAUUUGCAUCUUAGCUCGUUUUGACGGUGUGUGAAACUGAAAAUAAAAUAAUAAUUUAAAUUAAUUGUUGAUUUAAAUAUUCGUGGCUGAACGGCAAAAUGUGACGAAGGCUCACUGGUAUAUAAUAUUAUACAUAAUUAAUUAAUUAUAAAUAUCAGUUGUAUUUAUAAUGGUAAUAAUUAUUAUUAAUUAAUUAAUUUUACAUUGUUCAAAAUUAAAUGUUCAAUCACUUUUUAAAACAAAUAAUUAUGAAUCAUAAUAAAUCAACUCUUUUUUGCGUUUUCAAUAAUUUAUUGACAUUUUUUAUGUAGUUAUCCCUUUUAUUACUGAUAUUAUUAUUAGUAUGCAUAUAAUUAAUAAUUAAUUUUUAAUAAAAUAAAUACUACUUGACGUUACUGCCAUGUCGCGUUUGCCGCUCAACCACGCCAAGCUAAUGGCAUUUUAUAUCAAUUAUUAAUAAUAUAUAUAUCAGAAUCAAACUAAGUAAUUUUUUUUAAAUUAAUGGGACUUUAUUGACAAUUAUUUUGUUCGUGGUGUCCUUCACUUCAACAAUUAUUUAAAAGUAAAUUUUAAACAUAAUUGUUAUUUAUUUUGUCAUUUAUUUAUUUAAAUUAAACAUCGGACAAUAAUGAACAAAUAUAAUUUUAAAAUAAUGAAACAUGUUUAGCCAGUAAAAUAAAAAUUAUUAAAUUAUUUAUUAAAAUAAAAUAAAUCUUUUAUUACAUUGUAGCUGUGAAGGAACUUGUGAGCUCAAUUUAAACAAAAGUAAUUAUUACACAUCAUUAUUUUUUAAAUUGUUAAGCGUUAAUUGAACUUUUAUUGAAGAACCCGCGCUAGAAAAAUCCUUGGUAAUAGAAAAAAAAAAAAAGAAUUUGUGAUAAGGAUUUUUUACAUUGCACGUCUUACUUACUAGCGGCGUUUUUUAAUCGCAAAUAUAAUAAUAAAUUUUACCGUGAUACGCCAUGAUCGUGGAUCUCUUAAUAAGAGAGUAAGAUUAAUGAAAAAAAUAUUUAAAAAAUAAAAAUGAAUGAAGCGUGUCCAGUGUAAGAGGUUGAAGAAUUUUGUAAAGCACCAAUUAUCAGUGGUGCUUAUGAAUAAAUAAUUUAAACAACAA
Cotesia glomerata is the source of this 2848-nucleotide messenger RNA. It is a transcript of the gene eff, whose product is annotated as ubiquitin-conjugating enzyme E2-17 kDa. Gene Ontology annotation, molecular function: ubiquitin conjugating enzyme activity. NCBI's taxonomy places the organism in Eukaryota, Metazoa, Arthropoda, Insecta, Hymenoptera, Braconidae. The coding region runs from base 323 to 766 and encodes 147 amino acids. The record is from RefSeq and is a predicted model, not a curated record. Gene Ontology annotation, cellular component: nucleus. The transcript is spliced from 6 exons. Gene Ontology annotation, biological process: ubiquitin-dependent protein catabolic process; protein polyubiquitination.